Histoplasma capsulatum G186AR is the source of this 258-nucleotide messenger RNA. RefSeq lists its product as uncharacterized. The record is from RefSeq and is a predicted model, not a curated record. The transcript has a single exon. Lineage: Eukaryota; Fungi; Ascomycota; Eurotiomycetes; Onygenales; Ajellomycetaceae. The annotation marks the transcript as partial.
AUGUCUAAGGUUCUCAAGCAGUUUGAGGAAGCUCUUUUUAAGAGGGGACUUUAUAAAAAGUUGUUCCAGAAGCAAACACCAGGAAAGCGUAUUGCACCGGCGCAAGCGAAGGAUAAUGACACCAAGUUCCAGGUCCGACUAGAUGCAGGCGAGGUGCAAAAUGGCAUUAAGAAGGUUUAUUUACAGGUGAACUCACAGGCGAAGAACGAUUCGCUCAAGAGGUGGAGGGAGAAGCAUGGGACCCAUAGUAAUCUUGCA